AUUGGAGCAGAGUCGUUGACGGCCGGAGGUCAGAGGUGACAAAUCGGGCGGGAAUCGGUCGAAUUCUGAAAACAAACUGCCAUUGCCAUCCUGUUCCACGCCGACAAUGAGCUUCACGUCAGAAGAGGCUCGCCUCCUGCUGCACAAUAAGUUUGUGGUUGUUCUGGGAGAUUCCAUCCAGCGGGCAGUCUACAAGGACCUAGUGCUCUUCCUACAGACUGCGGGCUACUUGACCGACAAACAGCUGCGGACCAAGUGUGAGCAAAGCUUCGAGGGAGACUGCCUGCUGGAGGGCGGGGAGCUGACCAACAGCACGGAUUACCGAGAAGCUCGCCAGUUCUGCCAGCCCUUCCACCUGCUGCGGUUCCACUUCCUCACCCGCGUGUACUCUGACUAUGUGGAGAGGGUCCUGGACGGGUUCCAGAGCGGACCACCGCCGGACAUCCUCAUCAUCAACUCCUGCGUCUGGGACAUCUCCAGGUAUGGCCCGAGCUCCAAGCAGCAGUACUGGGACAACCUCAAGCGCCUCUUUGGCCGGUUGCAGCAUGUGCUGCCGCCCAGCUGUCUGGUCAUCUGGAGCCUGGCUAUGCCCCUGGGCCAUUCUCUCAAGGGGGGCUUCCUGCUUCCAGAGCUGCAGCCACAGUGCCAGAGCCUGCGCAUCGACGUGAUGGAGGCGAAUUUCCACGGGGCGCGGCUGGCGGCCGAUCACGGCUUCGACGUGCUGGACCUGCACUUCCACUUCCGGCUGCGGCUGAAGCAGCGAGCGGCCGACGGCAUCCACUGGGACCAGCUGGCACACCGCACCAUCACCCACCUCCUGCUGCGGCACAUCGCCGAGGCCUGGGGGGUGUGUGUGCUCGGGCGGCGGGCCCCAGCCCUGGAGCAGUCGGAAUUCGGUGCCCGAGGACCCGUCCUUCUCGGCUGCAGCGGUUCUGAGGAAACCCGCUUUGUCUCCGACCUGCCCGAGUCUGGUCCAGGAUACACGAGCUUCAGCAAUGCCUCUGGCCCUGCCGCCCAGAUGCCGUGGGAAUUCGGUGCCCGGGGACCCGCCCCUCUCGGCUGCAGCAACCCUGGGGAAACCCGCUUCGUCUCUGACCUGCCCAAGUCUGGUCUGGGAUACAUGAGCUUCAGCAACGCCCCUGGCCCUGCCGCCCAGAUGCCGUGGGAAUUCGGUGCCCGAGGACCCGCCCCUCUCGGCUGCAGCAACCCUGAGGAAACCCGCUUCGUCUCUGACCUGCCCAAGUCUGGUCUGGGAUACAUGAGCUUCAGCAACGCCCCUGGCCCUGCCGCCCUGGUGCCAUGGGAAUUCGGUGCCCGAGGACCCGUCCCUCCCGGCCGCAGCAGUCCUGAGGAAACCCGCUUUGUCUCCGACCUGACUGAGUCCAUUCCAGGAUAUAUGAGCUUCAGCAACGCCCCUGGCCCUGCUGGUAGGUUGCUCAUCUCCCUGGGGCCGUGUACAGCCGGCCCCACGCUGUUCUCUGGGGCCAUGUACAGCCAGCCCCGCGCUGUUCCCUGGGGCCGUGUACAGCCGGCCCUGCGCUGUUCCCUGGGGCCGUGUACAGCCGGCCCCGCGCUGUUCCCUGCCCCAUGUACAGCCGGUCCGGCACUGUGUGUCCGUGUGAUGGCCAGGGCUCUGUUCUCUGUAGUCCUGGUGUGUCUGCAGUUGUUUGCACACUGCGCGGAAUCUGUGUCUGGGAGCGACUGA
This is a messenger RNA of Pristis pectinata (smalltooth sawfish), 1705 nucleotides long. It is a transcript of the gene fam113, whose product is annotated as family with sequence similarity 113. The record is from RefSeq and is a predicted model, not a curated record. Bases 107 to 1705 code for a protein of 532 amino acids. NCBI's taxonomy places the organism in Eukaryota, Metazoa, Chordata, Chondrichthyes, Rhinopristiformes, Pristidae. The transcript is spliced from 11 exons.